Messenger RNA from Debaryomyces hansenii CBS767, 1353 nucleotides. RefSeq names its product ornithine decarboxylase (gene SPE1). Gene Ontology annotation, cellular component: cytoplasm. The coding region runs from base 1 to 1353 and encodes 450 amino acids. Gene Ontology annotation, molecular function: ornithine decarboxylase activity. The transcript has a single exon. NCBI's taxonomy places the organism in Eukaryota, Fungi, Ascomycota, Pichiomycetes, Serinales, Debaryomycetaceae. The record is from RefSeq and is a predicted model, not a curated record.
AUGACCCCAUCGAUUGAGGUAUACCAAGAUGAAAUCCUUUCAUAUGAUUCUAUGUUAAAAGGAUGUACUAAGAGCUCAGGUGUGAAGGCAACUGGCCCAGAAUUUUCCGCAAAUUUAAUUGGAGAAGCGUUAGCAACCCAUAUUUCUAACAUCGACCACGAAGUAUGCGAAGCAGGAGAAGAAGACUCUUUUUUUGUUGUUGAUUUAGGAGAAGUUUAUCGUUCUUAUAUGAAAUGGAAGGAAACAUUACCUAAUGUUCAUGCUCACUAUGCUGUCAAAUGUAACACUGAUUUAUCGGUGAUCAAGUUAUUGGGACAAUUAGGUGCAAAUUUUGAUUGCGCUUCAAAAAAUGAAAUUGACAUUGUAUUAGGAUUGGGGUUUUCUCCAGAUAGAAUUGUUUAUGCCAAUCCUUGUAAGACCAAUUCUUACAUUAGAUAUGCCAAUGAUUCUAACGUUAAUUUGACAACCGUUGAUAACCCUCAGGAAUUAUACAAAUUGCAUAAAUACCACCCCGAAUGUGGAAUCUUGCUUAGAAUUGCUACUGACGAUGAGACAGCUCAGUGCCGUUUAUCUACUAAGUUUGGCUGUAGCGUUGAUACGGCAGUGAACGAAUUAUUACCCUUAGCCGCAAAAUUAGGUUUGAAUGUUAGAGGUGUUGCUUUCCACGUAGGAUCUGGAGCGAAGGAUUUCGACUCCAUCCACGAGGCUGUUAGGGACUCAAGAUUCAUUUUCGAUAAAGGUAUUGAUGAAUAUGGAUAUGGUAAAACCAUGAACAUUUUAGACAUUGGCGGAGGGUUUGAAAUGGAGACUUUUGACAAGUCUUCAGCAAUGGUGAAGCUAUCAUUGGAAAAAUACUUCUCCAGCGAUUACUGCUCGUCGCAGAACAUCAAGUUUAUUGCAGAACCAGGUAGAUUAAUGGUUUCUAAAGCUUUUACGUUGGCUGCCCAUAUUAUUGCUCGUAGAGAUCUUCCAAGGUCCUUGAAAGAGUCUAAUGACAUUGAAGCGAUGCUUUACAUUAAUGAUGGAGUCUACGGCAACAUGAACUGUAUUCUUUUUGAUCAUCAAAACCCAGUCCCUCACGUUUUGACUCACAAGAACAGUUUAUACUACAAUGAGCAAGUUUCCGACAGAACGACAAAGCACCAAUUUUCCAUCUGGGGUCCCACAUGCGAUGGCCUAGACUGUGUUUCCAAUAGGAGUGCUUUGUAUCACAACGUAGAAGUUGGUGAUUGGCUUUACUUUCCAGACUUGGGUGCAUACACCUCUGCUGCUACAACCUCGUUCAAUGGGUUUAAGAAUAAGGCGCAGGUUAUUCGUGUAGCAUCUGAAGAUUUUUCAGAACUCGAAUUGUGA